Messenger RNA from Plasmopara halstedii, 687 nucleotides. RefSeq lists its product as uncharacterized. The transcript has a single exon. NCBI's taxonomy places the organism in Eukaryota, Oomycota, Peronosporomycetes, Peronosporales, Peronosporaceae. The record is from RefSeq and is a predicted model, not a curated record. Bases 1 to 687 code for a protein of 228 amino acids.
AUGACAUCUCCUUUAACUCUGCUAAUGAUUUACUAUCUGUUUAGGUUUUUAUGCACAGUGCAUUUAGUACAUGCAAAAAGCUUGAAGAUUAAAUGCUCGAACAAAGCGCCCUACAUUCUCGUUAUCAAUCGUCCGCGGAUCAUAGGCGGAACACUUGUUAUUCCACUUGACUCAACUGUAAAAUUUGUAAAAAACUUGAACAAGGACAUCGAGUGCAACAUUAUUCGUGUAGCUUAUGGGUCAAAUGGCAAAAAGCUCAUCUUGCGAGCAUCAAGCUCAAGCAAACGUGACUAUUGGCUGGCUGUGAUCAUAGCAUCCAUCAAAGCUGACAGGCAGGUACAUCAAAGAUGGACUCAAAAUAAUUCGGAGCCGCGAACGGUCAAGAACGCAAUGAAAUUUCAAUCAGAGCGAUCAAGCAAUGGUUCAGGAGCUAAUAAAGAACAUAUCAAGGAGUGCGCUGUUCAAUCUAUUUCGGCUUCUGCUCAAAGCACUAAGUCAAGUAUCUCAGCCACUAGCGAAUCUCAAUCGUAUGCUUCCAAACAUGACACUUCAGCUUUUCCACGGCCUUCCAAAGUCGCCCGUAUUGCUUCGCAGAAGUGCUCUCGUCGGCAAGCAUUUCGUCAGAAUAUUCCAGCUGUCAUACAGCUUUUCAUUACGGUCGGUCAGGCGAUUGCUGCUGCGUGCUAA